AUGUUGGUUGGUUUUCCAUGGUACAAUUUUGCCAGCCUUACAUUCAAGAUAAAUCAUGGGAGUUCGUUCAGAAAUACGGUAUUUGGAAGGUCAUACAUAGAUGGGCUUGUGGAUCACUUUGAUUUUGUGGACAUGGAUGUGUUUUCAGUGCACGAGUUAGAUAAUAUGAUGUCAGUUUUAGGGUACAAUGAUGGAGGUAUAAUGUUUUACCAUUUCAUGAUCCCAGAGACAAACUUAGAUAAUGGAUUGUUACCUCUUGGCACCGAUCAGGAAGUCAUUCAGCUGGCAAGACGCAGAAUAUGGUGGGGAAAAAAUCUACAUGAUGUUGAGUUUUUUGAGGAUGAAUAUAGUGGAAGUAAGGAAAGUGUUAGUGAGGGUCCUUGGAGUGAGGGUAUUAAGAGUGAGGAUGUUGAUUGGGUUCAAAAAAUGACCAAAGAAGCAAGUGGUAGUAGUGUUGUUGACUUUACUGAAUAUGAAGAUUUGGAGUCAAGAACCAUUAAAGCCUGCAACUACAAAUACAUUGCAACAAACAUUCUGAAGCAAAUUGAGAGUAAUCCAACCAUUCCAGUCAAUGCACUUCAAGAAGAUCUCAUCCAAAAAUUCGAGAUGAACAUGUCAAGAAUGAAGACAUGGUUUUUGGAACAACUUGGUGAUGAUCUGAAACUUUAUGCUAAUUCAAACUUCACUUUCAUAUCAGAUAAGCAGAAGGGUAUCAUUCAUGCAGUUUCCAAACUUUUCCCUCAAGCUGAGCAUAGGUUCUGUCUGAGGCAUAUUCAUGAAAAUAUGAAAAGACAGUUGAAGGAUAAAGAGCUCAAAGAUUUUGUGUGGACAUGUGCAACUUUUACUACUAUAAGGCAUUUUGAUAAAGCAUUAAAAGAGCUAAAGAAACUCAAUGUUGAAGCUCAUGAUUGGCUAAUACAGAUUCCUCCAACUCAUUAG
This is a messenger RNA of Lactuca saligna, 939 nucleotides long. NCBI's taxonomy places the organism in Eukaryota, Viridiplantae, Streptophyta, Magnoliopsida, Asterales, Asteraceae. The record is from the annotation of a GenBank genome assembly.